This is a messenger RNA of Balaenoptera acutorostrata (minke whale), 4307 nucleotides long. RefSeq lists its product as uncharacterized. The record is from RefSeq and is a predicted model, not a curated record. The transcript is spliced from 11 exons. Bases 894 to 4298 code for a protein of 1134 amino acids. Gene Ontology annotation, molecular function: DNA-binding transcription repressor activity, RNA polymerase II-specific. NCBI's taxonomy places the organism in Eukaryota, Metazoa, Chordata, Mammalia, Artiodactyla, Balaenopteridae. Gene Ontology annotation, biological process: negative regulation of transcription by RNA polymerase II.
AGUCAUCUAAGUGUACUGUAUUUGCCCCACUAGUUCUCUAUUCCUUCUUCUCUUUUUUUGCCUUGUUUUGAAUGAAUUUCUUCUCAUUCUGUUUCCCCCUUCCAUUAGGAUGGAAAUUAUGUACUUUGAGACAAUUGUUAGUUUUCACCAUGACACUAGAAAUUACAUACAGCAUGGAAGCUUUCUUUGCCAAAUGUUUACAUUGAUUAGUACUUUUACACUCUUCUCUGACAGGGAUCUUAUGCAUCUCAACUUUAUUUACCAGUUUCCAAUUUAUUUACAAUAUUGUGUACUUUUUAAAAAUGUUAUCUUAAACCACCUAAGGUAUUAUCAUCAUUGCUUAAUAAGAGAAUGCUUCUGGUUUGCCCAGUACAUUGGUUUUCAAACUGAAGUGUGUGUACUCACAGGGUGUAUAGAAACGUUUGAGGAGGUUCCUGAGCGCACACGGUUUAAAGGAAAGCAGUGCCCAGCGCCUCUCCUCCCAUACGGUCCCUUUUGUAUAACUUGAGCUGCCUGAGAUUCUCCUGCUCCUGAGGCCUGCUGCUGGGAUGGAUCUCGUUUCCCUCAUCCCCUCUGACAGUCACCCCACUUCAACUUCACGGAAUAAAGGAAUACCCCCACCACAGUCAGAAGCUUAGGCUUUUUGGGCAGAGGAAUAAAGUCUUCUGGGGCAGCAGUCUUCUGGGGACACUCAGCAGUGCUCUGGGCAUUGGGUUAAGGUCCUGACUCCCCAGGAGCCAAAGAAUCAGUAGAAGGAGGAAGAAGUUACAGGAUUUGGUAUCAGCAUUACUGGGGACAUGCUUGACUGAAGACAGAACAGAAUUUAGAGCAGAUCCAGAAGACACAGCGACAGAGCCUCCUUGUUGCCAGCUGUUUUCAGAAAACAGAAGAAAAUGAUCCAGGCCCAGGAAACCCUGACAUUUGACGAUGUGGCUGUUGACUUCACGUGGGAGGAGUGGCAGCUUCUGGCCCCUCCUCAGAAGGACCUGUAUCGGGAUGUGAUGCUGGAGAACUAUAGCAACCUGCUGUCUGUGGGUUUUCAAGCCAGCAAACCAAAUGUAUUGUCCAAGUUGGGUCAAGGAGAACCGUGGACGAUGGAAGAUGAAAUCCACUGUCAAACCCGUUCAGAAAUCUGGAAAGUUGAUGGUCACCUGCUGGAGCACUUACAAAAUGAGAGCAUGGAGAAGAGACUAGAACAAUGGCAUGAACAGAACCCACUGGAAUAUUUUGUUCAUCAGAGCAGAACUCAUUUUCUGUUCAGGCAAAAUCAUGAUAUGUUUGACUUACAUGGAAAAAGUAUGAAAUCAGAUUUAACUUUACUUCCCCAAAGCAGGAGCUAUGAAAUAAAGAGCCCUGCUGAGUUUACUGGUGAUGGGAAGUCCUGUCUCCAUGCUGACAAUGAACAAUUUCAUACUGAAAUUAAAUUCCCCAAAAGCCAAAAACCCAUCAGCUCUAAGUCCCAAUUCAACAAGCAUCAAAAAACCCAAAAAAUAGAGAAGCCUCAUGUAUGUGGUGAAUGUGGGAAAGCUUUCAUCAAAAAGUCUUGGCUCACUGAUCACCAGAUAAUUCAUACAGGAGAGAAGCCCCAUAGAUGUAACCUGUGUGGGAAAGCAUUCUCUAGAAAGUUCAUGCUCACUGAACAUCAGAGAACACAUACAGGAGAGAAACCUUAUAAAUGCACUGAAUGUGGCAAAGCCUUCCUCAAGAAAUCACGGCUCAAUAUACAUCAGAAAACCCAUACCGGAGAAAAACCGUAUAUAUGCAGUGACUGUGGGAAAGGCUUCAUCCAGAAGGGAAAUCUCAUUGUACAUCAGCGAAUUCACACAGGCGAGAAACCUUACAUAUGCAAUGAAUGUGGAAAAGGCUUCAUCCAGAAGACUUGCCUCAUUGCACAUCAGAGAUUUCACACAGGAAAGACUCCUUUUGUGUGCAAUGAAUGUGGAAAAUCCUGUUCCCAGAAGUCAGGUCUCAUUAAACAUCAAAGAAUUCACACAGGAGAGAAACCCUUUGAAUGCAGUGAAUGUGGGAAAGCCUUCACUACAAAGCAAAAGCUCAUUGUGCAUCAAAGAACUCAUACAGGAGAGAGACCCUAUAUCUGCAGUGAGUGUGGGAAAGCUUUUGCCUACAUGUCUUGCCUUGUUAAACAUAAGAGAAUACACACAAGAGAGAAACGUGGAGAUUCAGCCAAGGUGGAAAAUCAUCCCUCAGAGAGCUCCUCACAGACUAGUGAUGCUAUGCAGGAGAAAACCCCUGUAAAUGCAGUGACUAUGCAGGUGCCUUCAGUGGCUCCUCAGACAUCAGUAAACAUAAGUGAACUCCUAGCAAAUAGGAAUGUAGUCAUAGUGGGACAACCUGUGGCCAGAUGUGCACCUGCAGGAGAUAACAGAGGUUUUGCACAGGAGAGAACCCUUAUGAAUGCAUUGAAUGUAGUUGUGCCUUCAGUGGUCAAUUACAUCUUAUUUUAUGUCACAGAAAACCACUUCUACAAACUAUUUUCCGGUCAGAAGCUUUCCGUGGCGUCCGUUUACCGGAGGUGUCCCAACAUGGCCGCCCCCUGGGGCCGCGGAGAACUGGGCGCGGACAUAUUGCUUCUCUGGGAAAUCCCGGAAAUCCGGUCGUCCUCGUUUCCUCAAACACCGCAGAUCCACUUCGGCUGCCGUAGACAGAGCCGGAUCGGUCUAGACGUCAAAGCAGUUCACAGAACUGUUUUCAGAAAACAGAAGAAAAUGAUCGAGGCCCAGGAAACCCUGACAUUUGACGAUGUGGCCGUGGACUUCACGUGGGAGGAGUGGCAGUUCCUGGCCCCUCCUCAGAAGGACCUGUACCGGGACGUGAUGCUGGAAAACUAUAGCAACCUGCUGUCUGUGGGUUAUAAAGCCAGCAAAUCAGACAUACUCUCCAAGUUGGAUCAAGGAGAACCAUGGACGAUGGAAGAUGAAAUCCACUGUCGAACCCAUUCAGAAGUCUGGAAAGUUGAUGAUCACCUGCUGGAGCACUUACAAAAUGAGAGCAUGGAGAAGAGACUAGAACAAUGGCACAAACAGAACCCACUGGAAUAUUCUGUUCAUCGGAGGAGAACUCAUUUUCUGUUCAGGCAAAAUCAUGGUAUGUUUGACUUACAUAGAAAAAGUAUGAAAUCAAAUUUAACUUUACUUUCCGAGAGCAGGAGCUAUGAAAUAAAGAGCCCUGCUGAGUUUACUGGAGAAGUCAGAUCCUGUCUCCAUGCUGACAAUGAACAAUUUCAUACUGAAAUUAAAUUCCCCACAAGCCAAAAACUCAUCAGCACUAAGUCCCAAUUCAUCAAGCAUCAGAAGACUCAAAAAAUAAAGAAAUCUCAUGUAUGUGGUGAAUGUGGGAAAGCUUUCAUCAAAAAGUCUUGGCUCACUGAUCACCAGAAUCUUCAUACAGGAGAGAAGCCCCAUCGAUGUAAUCUAUGUGGGAAAGCCUUCUUCAGAAAGUUCAAGCUCACUGAACAUCAGAGAACGCAUACAGGAGAGAAACCUUAUGAAUGCACUGAAUGUGGCAAAGCCUUCCUCAAGAAAUCAGGGCUCAGUGUCCAUCAGAAAACCCAUACUGGGGAGAAACCAUUUAUAUGCAGCGAAUGCGGAAAGGGCUUCAUCCAGAAGGGAAAUCUUAUGGUGCAUCAGCGGAUUCACACAGGCGAGAAACCUUAUAUAUGCAAUGAAUGUGGAAAAGGCUUCAGCCAAAAGACAUGCCUCACAGCACACCAGAGAUUUCACACAGGAACGACUCCCUUUGUGUGUGGGGAAUGUGGAAAAACCCUUUCCCAGAAGACAGGUCUCAUUAAACACCAAAGGACUCACACAGGAGAGAAACCCUUUGAAUGCAGCGAUUGUGGGAAAGGCUUUAUCGAGAAGCCGCAGCUCGUUAUACAUCAGAGAAUCCAUACAGGGGAGAAACCUUAUAGAUGUAGUGAAUGUGGGAAAUCAUUCAGAGGGAAGUCAGUCCUCAAUAAACAUCAGAAAACUCAUUCAGUCAAGGUGGAAAAUCCUCCCUCAGAGGGUCACAGGUCCUCACAGAGCAGUGUUGUCCUCCAAGAGAAAAACCUUAAUACAGUGACAAUGCAAGUACCUUCUGUGGUCCCUCAGACAUCAGUCAACAUCAGUGGGCUCCUAGCAAACAGGAAUGUAGUCAUAGUGGGACAGCCUGUGGCCAGAUGUGCACCCACAGGAGACAGCAGAGGGUUGGCACAGGAGAGAACCCUUAUGAAUGCAGUGAAUGUGGUUGUGCCUUCAGUGGUCAAUUAUAUUUUAUUUUAUGUCACAGAAAACCAGUAGGGAAAAAAA